AGUUAUGCAGCGCAUCUUACAUCUACUCAACGCACUUCAACAGCCAUAAAGAAAUACGCGAGGUCGGAUUCAGGUUAAUAAUUGGUUAAAUAUAUUUUCAUCGACAAAACGUGGCAAACAAGCAGGAGUAACUCCAGAUGAAACUACGGAUCGUUUCUAUCUAGUACAUCUUUUUGCAAUUCAAACAUACUGUUAUAACAAUGGAGUUCAUUAAAGAGGAAAGUGAAGACUUGAGUUAUUCAGAGCCAUGCAGAGUGAAAGAUGAAGGUACUGAGGAACUGAGAGAUUUGAUGAAAGUGAAGGAAGAAAACGACCUGAAUGACUUUGACGAGAAGCACCAUUACUAUCAGAAUUCCUCUGAUUUCAGUCCAGCAGAAAAACCUUUUAGUUGCUCACAGAGCGACGAGCAUUUCAGCCAAGACGAGACUAAACGAAAGCAAGCCAAACGUUCAUUAACCUGCCCUGACUGUGGAAAGAGUUUCAGACAAAAAUACUUCCUGACGCUGCACGUAAGAGUCCACACCGGAGAGAAGCCGUUCACGUGUGUGGAGUGUGGAAGGAGUUUCCCACGUAAAGACAGGCUUAAAACACACAUGAGAAUCCACACCGGAGAGAAGCCGUUCAAGUGUCCUCAGUGCGGGAAGAGAUUCAGAGAGAAGAAAAACCUUCAGAUUCACAUAAGAGUUCACACUGGAGAGAACCCCUUCACCUGCCUUCAGUGCGGAAAGAGUUUCAAACAAAAAUCAAACCUGAACACUCAUAUGUGGAAACACACUGGAGAAACGCCUUUCACGUGUCAUCACUGCGGAAAGAGCUUCACAUGCAAGGGGAACCUUAAAAUUCACGUGCAAAUUCACACCAGAGAGAAGCCGUUCAAAAAAAAGAGCUCACGUGUGCUCCGAGUGCGGCAAAGCCUUUACAUUACAUACUUUUGCAAUUCAAACGCACUGUUUAUAACGAUGGCGGUUAUUAAAGAGGAAAGUGAAGACUUGAGUUAUUCAGAGCCAUGCAGAGUGAAAGAUGAAGGUACUGAGGAACUGAGAGAUUUGAUGAAGGUGAAAGAAGAAAACGAAAAACUGAAUGACUUUGACGAGAAGCACCACGACUAUCAGAAUUCCUCCGAUUUCAAUUCUGAAGAAAAACCUUUUAGUUGCUCACAGAGCGAUGAGCAUUUGAACCAAGAGCCUUCAUUCACCUGCCCUGAAUGUGGAAGGAGUUUCAGUCAAAAACAACAUCUGACCAGACACAUGAGAGCUCACACUGCAGAGAAGCCGUUCACAUGUGUGGAGUGUGGAAAGAGUUUCACACACCACGAAAGGCUAAAUACGCACAUGAAAAUCCACACCGGAGAGAAGCCGUUCACGUGUCCUCAGUGCGGAAAGAGAUUCACGCAGAAAUCAAACCUGAACACUCAUUUGAGGAUUCACACUGGAGAAAAACCCUUCGCAUGUCAUCACUGCGGAAAGAGCUUCACAUGCAAAGGAAACCUUAAUAUGCAUGUGCGAAUUCACACCAGAGAGAAGCGGUUCACAUGCCCUCAGUGUGGACUGAGUUUCACUGAGAAAAAAGUCCUUAAGAAUCACAUACGAAUUCACACUGGAGAGAAACCCUUCACGUGUCUUCAGUGCGGAAAAAGCUUCACUCGGUCAGGAUCCCUGAAAAUACACGAGCGACUGCACACCGCAGCGAAGCCGUAUCACUGCGCUUCAUGUAGGAGGAGAUUCAGUUUGGUUUUCUUUCAUAUCUGCACAUCGUCUUACUAUCAGCCUUGAUUAUUCUAGUGUGUUAAUUAAAAGGCUACAUGUAUAUCUGCUAAUUGUUUAUGAGAUGCAUUCAUGUAAGAGGCUGACAAUUACCUGAACUUAAACUUGUUUAAUUGGUGACACUUGGCCUACAUUA
This is a messenger RNA of Sinocyclocheilus anshuiensis, 1899 nucleotides long. RefSeq names its product gastrula zinc finger protein XlCGF57.1-like. Lineage: Eukaryota; Metazoa; Chordata; Actinopteri; Cypriniformes; Cyprinidae. Gene Ontology annotation, cellular component: nucleus. The record is from RefSeq and is a predicted model, not a curated record. Gene Ontology annotation, biological process: regulation of transcription by RNA polymerase II. Gene Ontology annotation, molecular function: DNA-binding transcription factor activity, RNA polymerase II-specific; RNA polymerase II transcription regulatory region sequence-specific DNA binding. The transcript is spliced from 4 exons. Bases 201 to 1772 code for a protein of 523 amino acids.